Messenger RNA from Acipenser ruthenus (sterlet), 3079 nucleotides. RefSeq names its product cyclin-dependent kinase 18-like. The transcript has 16 exons. Lineage: Eukaryota; Metazoa; Chordata; Actinopteri; Acipenseriformes; Acipenseridae. Bases 197 to 1618 code for a protein of 473 amino acids. Gene Ontology annotation, biological process: protein phosphorylation. Gene Ontology annotation, cellular component: nucleus; cytoplasm. The record is from RefSeq and is a predicted model, not a curated record. Gene Ontology annotation, molecular function: ATP binding; protein kinase activity.
UGCUUUUUUUUUUUGUCGGAGUGCUUGUCAUUGAGAGGAAGGUAGCUUCUGUAUAGAGCAUAGAGAAAGCUGAUCCUGUCAGCUAAAGGCUGGCAACUCAACUGGGAAUUAUUUAUUUUUACAGUUCGGAAGAACUGAAGCAGUGGAACCCUGUUUUUGGUACAGCCUUUACUCUUGGUUGCCCGUCCACACCAAGAUGAACAAGAUGAAGAACUUCAAGCGGCGCUUCUCCCUGUCCGUGCCGCGCACCGAGACCAUUGAGGAAUCCCUGGGCGAGUUCACCGGGCAGAUCAACCAGCUCAACAACCGCAUGAGCGGGGACCUGGUCCCCAGUGAUCUGCAGCUGAGAGCCCUACACCCCGCCCUGCAGCCACACCUCAGUCCUGCUCCCUGUAAUGAGGGCACCCAGUCCCCCACGCAGCUCCGCUACCGCAAGAACAACCGCCACCGCCGAUUCUCCAUGGAGGACAUCACCAAGCGCAUAUCCCUACCUGUGGACACCCGUCUCCCGGAGGAGUUCCUGCAGAAACUGCACAUGGACAGUCCGCCUGUGUCCAAACCGAUCAGCAGGACGUCCAGACGAGCAUCGCUGUCUGACAUUGGCUUUGGGAAGCUGGAGACCUACAUCAAGCUGGACAAGCUGGGAGAGGGGACCUAUGCCACGGUGUUUAAGGGACGCAGUAAGCUCACAGAGAACCUGGUGGCUCUGAAAGAGAUUCGACUGGAGCACGAGGAGGGAGCCCCCUGCACUGCCAUCCGGGAAGUGUCCCUGCUGAAGAACCUGAAGCACGCCAACAUCGUGACACUGCAUGACAUCAUCCACACAGACCGCUCCCUCACACUCGUCUUCGAGUACCUGGAUAGUGAUCUGAAACAGUAUCUGGACAACUGUGGGAAUAUCAUGAGCAUGCAUAACGUUAAGAUCUUCAUGUUCCAGCUCCUGCGUGGUCUCUCAUACUGCCACAAGAGGAAGAUCCUGCACAGGGACCUCAAACCCCAGAACCUGCUCAUCAACGAGAAGGGCGAGCUCAAGCUGGCUGAUUUCGGCCUGGCACGAGCCCAGUCAGUCCCCACCAAGACGUACUCCAACGAGGUGGUGACGCUGUGGUACCGGCCCCCCGACGUGCUGCUGGGCUCCACAGAGUACUCAACCCAGAUCGACAUGUGGGGCGUGGGCUGCAUUCAGUACGAGAUGGUGACGGGACGGCCCAUGUUUCCGGGCUCCACGGUAAAAGAAGAAUUCCACUUGAUCUUCAGGCUCAUAGGUACGCCGACAGACGAGACCUGGUCUGGCAUAACAGCUAACGAGGAGUUUAAAUCUUACCGUUUCCCUCAGUACAAACAACAGCCCCUCAUAAACCACGUGCCCAGGUUAGACACAGAGGGAAUUGACCUUCUUGCAAAUCUCUUAUUGUACGAGGCGAAAAGCCGGAUAUCUGCGGAAGCUGCUUUGAGGCACCCAUACUUCAAGAGUCUAGGGGAGCGGGUCCACUCUUUACCUGAUAACAGUUCUGUGUUCUCCCUCAAAGAGAUUCAGCUUCAGAAUGAUCCAGGAUACAGGGGCUCUGUAUUUCAACAAGCAGCCCGUGGCAAGAACAGAAGACAGAGCAUCUUUUAGGCUCAGGAAGGCGGAGUAGCUGUAAAGAAAGGGAGAGGGAGAGUGGGGUUUGCAUUGCAGAAGAACAAGGAGGACGAGCUGCCCGUUGGAGGAAGCCUGGCUCCUGUGCUGAACUCUUUACAUUGAAAAACUUGAAUUCCCAGUUACACCACAGCAGACCACCGUCAGUCUGGUUUAGCAACGUUCUCUCAGUAUUCAUUUCUGCUGUCUCCAGUUACAAUUCCCGAGCCUUUUCCAUCCAAGAGCCUGCUGGGUAAUAAAACCAGGAUAAGUCUCCAUUGGUAGUUCUGAAUGCUUUUAUUGCAGUGGGAUUACCCAAAGUGGACUUCCUGUUUAGUACCUGAGUGCAAUCUUUAUUGUGAUUCCACAGUAAGUUAAGACAUUGUGUGGAGGCUGGCUCUCAUUAUAAGAGUCUGAGCAACCAGCACUGUUCUGCCUUGCUUCACGGUCCUCUCGUCCCAAACUGAACGUGAAGACACACAACCUAUUAACUUAUAAUAAGGGUAGAAGUAGGAACCUCCUGGUGUAGCCAGGAUAUUUGAUAUUGCCCACAAACUCGCUGCACCGCCUAGUAUGCAGAACCAUGGAGCCAGCAACAGUAAGCACCCUACAUUGUUCUCUAACACUGAAGAACGCAGACCUAUUCAGUGCAGCCCUGAUACGCUGCCUGCUCCUGAUUCAUUGUAUACCUCUCAUUCAAGAUGAUCCAAACUAACCCCAGGCGUGUUUGUGAUCUUUCCUUUCCACCAUGUGUAUUUGCUCUACCUGUCACCCCUGUUUGUGAUAUUCUCGCAUGGGGAAAAAUACAGAAGCAUACAGUUAAAUGACAUUUUAUAGCAACAUCUUUGUCCAUACAUGUCAGUUAAUAUACUGUAUGCUCAUAUACAGCUGGUCUUUAAAAUGGUGCAAUAGCAUAUAUAUCUAUAUAUAUAUAGAUAUAUAUAAUCUGCAGUUUCUAUGGCUGUUCACUUUGACUUAAACUUUACUGAUGAAUAAAUACUAUAUAAAUACAACAAAAACAACAGUAAUAACAAAAACAAUUAAAUAAAAUAAAUUUGAAAUGUAUACUUUUGAAUAAACUGUAUUUUCUGAUCUCAUCACUGGAAUUGCCGGAGUGUUUUUGACGUGGUCUGUGAAUAAACUGACGAAGUAUUCGGAAGCUGUUUUAAAUACAGCACAUGUAAUAACUAAAGAAUUAAUAUAAUGUCUUAAAAUGUUUUCAUUAUUGGAGAAUGUGAUCAUACAGAGGAGUUAAAGAGUGAACUGUAUGUUAAACUAUUGUAGAUGACGUCUAAUUGUUUUAUAAAUGCGGUCUGUUUAGAUUUUUGUAUGGAAUAUGUGGUAUUAAAUAUUAUGUGUGAUUAUUUUAUUCUGUUAUGAAGAUUAUGAAACUGAAUGUAUUGUGGACACUGCCAAGCCAUAAUGACAAUGAGAAAAGAUAAAUAAAUCCUAAGUAAAUAA